CCACGGAUCUUACGGUAGAUAAACCUGCAGUUGCUCCUCUUAUAGGAUCAGUGUGGUAACAUCCAGCCGCAGUGUUUAUUCCUGAGUCUCCUCAUGUCUCCUCCUCGUGUCUCCUCCUGUCUCCUCCUCCUGUCUCCUCCUCUGACUCAGGUUCGUCGCUCACUUUUCAUUUAAACCAGAAAUCAUCUCAUUUCUCGUGAGAACAAACGCGCAGUUUCUCUUCUGGUGGAAAUUAACGCUGCGUAAAAGUGACCUGGCGGAUCUGACUUUGCUGCAGAGACCAGCGGAGUGUGCGUGUGUGUGUGUGCGUGUGUGUGUGUGCGCGUGCGUGUCCUCGGGCUCGUUGUGCCGCUGUGUGUCUGUUUGAUUCCUCGGUGUGUUGCCGGUUCGAUUCCCCCUGAUGUGUUGUGGUUUGAACCGCAUCGUGUGACCGUCCGCGCGCCGCCUCCUCUGCGUAAAGCUGAACCGGCGCAGUCUCCAUCCGGGGCCGGUUCGGGACACUCGUCACAUUCCGAACGUGCCGGAGCUGAAUCUGCAGAACUCUGGGUUCAUGCCGGAUUUCGAGCACUUCAGAUUCUCCUACUCGAGCAUGAAUCCGGUCCUGGGGGAGAGCGGCUUCCUGGCCCCGCAGCAGCAGCAUCAGAUGGCGGGCCAGCCGGACUUCGCCAUCCCGGAGCCCGGUUACUUCCUCGGGGACCACGCCGGGUUUGGGCCCGACGGGUUCUCCGGGCUGGACCUGGGCGCGCUGCCCCCCUCGGGCCUGGCCUACCUGCACCUGAGCAGCCCCCUGCACCGCGGGCCCCCGGGGGCCACCGCGCUGCGCAACGACCUGGGCUCGAACAUCAGCGUGCUGAAGACCCUGAACCUGCGCUUCCGCUGCUUCCUGGCCAAGGUGCACGAGCUGGAGCGCAGGAACAAGGUUCUGGAGAAGCAGCUGCAACAGGCGCUGGGGGACAGCGGGCCGGGGGACGGGCCCCAGAGGCCCCCCACCAGGGACAUGGGGGUCCAGACUGGAUUCAUCGGGCCCAUCCCCGGCAGACCGGGCUUCAUCCCGCUCCCCAACGCCAACAACCCGGCCUACCUGCCCGGCGGCCUGCUGUCCCCCACCCUGAACCCCCCCUCCUCCUCCUAUGACAACAGACACCUGCUGCUGGGCAACCACCUCCACCCCCUCACGGAUUCAAACUCCAACCUCACCAGCCCGGCCCUGAGUCCCAGCGACCCGUUCAGACCCUUCACCAACAUCAACGAGAGGUACUCAGCGGACGCCGGGACGAACACCCACUGCCCCCCCCCUCCUCCGCCCCGGUUCCUGCCCGGGUCGAUGUGGUCCUUCAACCACACCCGCAGGUUCGGCUCCGGCCGGGAGUCGUGCGUCACGGGGCCCGGGGUCUCCUGGACGCACCCGGACGGCAUCGGGGUCCAGAUCGACACCAUCACGCCGGAGAUCCGGGCCUUGUACAACGUGCUGGGGAAGGUGAAGCGGGAGAGAGACGAGUACAAGAGAAGAUGGGAGGAGGAGUACACCGCCCGGAUGGACCUGCAGGAGAAGGUGGUGGAACUGGAGGAGGAGCUGCAGGAGAGUGAGGUGUGUCAGGAUGAGUUGUCUCUCCGGGUGAAGCAGCUGACGGCCGAACUCGUUCUCUUCAAGGGCCUCGUCAGUAACAAUUUGUCCGACCUGGACAGUAAGAUCCAGGAGAAGGCCAUGAAGGUGGACAUGGACAUCUGCCGCCGCAUCGACAUCACCGCCCGCCUCUGUGACGUGGCCCAGCAGAGGAACUGCGAGGACAUGAUUCAGAUCUUCCAGGUGGCCACGCCCCCCUCCACUCUGAACCGCCGGGCCAGGAAGCCGAGCGGCCCGUCGGCGAGGGGCGGGGACGGAGACGAGCUGAGCGUGUCCGAGGGCGAGGGAGGCGGGGCUAGAGACGAAGAGUCGUGCAGCACGUCGGCCAAUCAGAUCAACGAGCAGAUGCAGAAGAUGCUGAAUCAGCUAAGAGAGUGUGAGUUCGAGGACGACUGUGACAGUCUCGCCUGGGAGGAAAACGAAGACACUCUUUUGCUGUGGGAAGAUUUUUCCGGAUACACACUGGGAGUUGAAACACAGGGCGAGCCUCAGCAGGACGAGUCCAUCGAGAAAGUGAUCAAUGACACCGAGUGCCUGUUCAAAUCCAGAGAGAAGGAAUAUCAGGACACCAUCGACCAGAUCGAGCUGGAUCUGUCCACAGCGAAGAGCGACAUGAACCGUCACCUGCACGAGUACAUGGAGAUGUGUUCGAUGAAGAGAGGCCUGGACGUCCAGAUGGAGACGUGCAGGAGGCUGAUCACACAGAGCGGAGACAGGAAGUCCACCUCGUUCGUCCCCCUGACAGUGGACGACACGGAGGAGAAGGAGAAGAAGAAGCCGGCCAACCCGGAGAGCGGCGACUCUUACCGCGAUGUCACCCUCCCUCCUCUGACCUGGAGGAAACCCUGACCGCAGGUUCUCUGUCAUCACGUCUCACCGAUGAUCUUCUCUGUCCCUCGAGCUGCUUGUGGAAAACUUUGACUCCACGUCCAGGUGUGUUUCUAUCGCUGAGUGGAAAUCAGCGGACGUGAUCUUUAAUCUUCUCUGAAAGCAUCUUCAGCAGAAGAUUUGGAACAAAAUGGUGGAUUUGUGUCUGAGGCGUCAGGAAACUUCCACCGACGUUUAUUUAAAAAAAAGAAACAAUCACUGAGUUUCUGUUUUCCUGCACGACGACAUCAUCAGGACGAAUUUUCUUUUAGCUUCCACCUCUGACUAGAAAAUAAUAUGGCCGACAGGACAGCUCCCAAAAGUGAAGCCAAAGCUUCUUGAUCGCCCCCUGGUGGCUGACUACAGUCGUUAACUCUUCUCCUCCGUGUUAGCAGACAUGGACCAAACAAAGAAAUCAAAGUAGACGUUAAAGAA
Molecule: messenger RNA, 2926 nt
Organism: Hippoglossus stenolepis (Pacific halibut)
Lineage: Eukaryota; Metazoa; Chordata; Actinopteri; Pleuronectiformes; Pleuronectidae
Product: non-homologous end joining factor IFFO1-like
Exons: 9
Coding region: 551-2473 (640 amino acids)
Source: RefSeq, a predicted model, not a curated record